Messenger RNA from Aspergillus melleus, 579 nucleotides. Its product is annotated as GFA family protein. NCBI's taxonomy places the organism in Eukaryota, Fungi, Ascomycota, Eurotiomycetes, Eurotiales, Aspergillaceae. Gene Ontology annotation, molecular function: carbon-sulfur lyase activity. The record is from RefSeq and is a predicted model, not a curated record. The coding region runs from base 1 to 579 and encodes 192 amino acids. The transcript is spliced from 3 exons.
AUGACCGAAAUCGGCGAUGCAGGGGGCCAACCCUUCCCCAACCCCAUGUCCGACACUACGCAGGAAGUCCAUUGGAAGCACCGCGCCCCUUACCAGCUGCGAUCCGCCGAGGACUUCGGCCACGUCAAGUGGCACGGGAAAUGCCAGUGCGGACAGGUGCGAUUCAAGCUGAAUCGGGAUCGACCGCUCAAGGCAAAAUACUGCCACUGUCACAACUGCCAGUUGCUCCACGGCGCGCCCUUCCAAUGGGCGGCCAUCUUCCAUAAAACGGACAUUGCGUUCGUCAACGGUGCGGAGGGGCUGGCCUUUUACUCCUCGGGUGAUCGCACGAGAGAGUAUCAGACGCCGACGAAGCUGAGUUGUUCGUAUUGUCACACGCCGCUUAUGGACGAGGGGCGGAAUAUGUGCAUGGUGUUUCCGACGACGAUCGAGCAUGGGUCAUCGGAUCAGGAGGUGGAGGAGUGGCGAAAGGCGUUUGAAAUCGACUGUCAUAUCUUCUACAGCGCGCGGGCCGUCGAUGUGCCGGAUGGGAAACCCAAAUGGACGGGGUUGGACGGUCAGAGCGAUCAAGUGGACUAA